AUGGAUACGCUACAGGUUGCACAAUCGAGCUUCGGCACUUCUACCCCCCAACUGCGUAAUCGAUCAUUCCGAAACAGCCUAAUGUCUUCAGUUAUCAAAGUCCCUCCAAGCGGUGAUCAUAAACUUUUGUCUCCUGACUCUUCCUUCCUGAAGCCGCCCAGUGUGGUACCAUCACUAGAUCGGCUAUCUUCUUCUUGCUACGGCAAAGUUCAGGGUGAGAACGACCCAGGUGCGCAAAGUAGUCCUCGUCAGUCCCAGUCGGCACAUUCAAAACUGUCUACGGUCUCUCUGAAACGGUCCAACUCGUCCAAUGUGCCACAAGUGAGUGAAUCGACGAACAAACCACAGCCACCGUUUAAACGCCCGGCCGUUCUCUCUACAGGGCUCAAGUCUGGUAGCAACCAAACAUUUGCGCGAUCGGGUUUUAUGAAAGGCAAAACUCUAGGGUCAGCGGCGGGAUCGGUUCGUCAGGAUAAGAUGGAUCACUUGGCCGAAAUACGAGAAGGUUCUACGUCGCGCGGGGGUCUCAACACGAACCCGCCUCUACGGAAGCCCUCCCGUACGGCCACUUCUGGUGCCUCGUUCCUACGCGACGGUGCACCUACCAGCCUCGUCCCAAAGACCAAGGUGGGAUCCCAGUCACCCUGCGAAGAGGAGUUAUUAGUGUUGAGACAACAAUUCGGUACCAGUCUGGCAGAGUGGAACAAGGUUUUCGAGGUUCUUUGCAUCUUCGCACAGUGGUCUCUUAACUCAAAGGAUAGACUCAUAAAAGAGGCUUCUCACCGCGAGGAUUUGCUCAGAUCUCAGUUAAAAAUGCGUUCAGAUGAGUGUGCCCAGUUUGCGGUGCAAAUCAAGGAGCUCUUGCAGCAGCAUGCAGGAAGCCAACGGGAAAAGGCAGAAAUGUGGGAAAAGGAACGUCAAAUCAUGCAGAUCGACAUGGAGAACCUGCGAGUAACUCUUCGAACGGAAAAAGAAAAAGAGAUCGAGAAAGUUCUCCUCCAACGAGAUGCAGACAUAUCGGAAUUGCAGAAGGCCUACGACAGUCAGGUAGCCUCGAUAAAGAAGCGUUGCGCCACCUGGUCCGACCAUGUUAUUUGUGGUUUUGCCCCCAAUGCACCAGCGAUGAGCUUAUCUGGCCGCCAGCCAAUGGAGGCUGAGACCAGAAGUCUUUCCGAGGAGCGUCGAAAGUGGGCUGCACGGGUUGCGGAAUCCCAUCAAAAAUUUUCCAGACAGUUUGAUCAGCAGCAGAUUGAACAUGAAUCUCAAAUCGUGGAACUCAGGAGCCAUAAUGCAACACGUGUUGCGGAGUUGGAAAAUUGCCUCAAAUCUAUGGAACUUGAGUUUUCAGCGAAGGUGAACCGCCUCCAAUCAGAGUGUGAUGAACUGCGCAGACUCUCCGAAGAGGCCCAAAAAAAUUCUUUUGAAACACCACAACAACUACUACCAUUCACACAACCGAAGAUGUCGAACUUCUCUGUACAAAUUCCCUCAUCCGAAGACGAAUCCUCCGUCCCUGAAGAGGGACCCUCACAGAGUUUCAAUUUUGAUGAUAUUCCCAUAUCCAUGACGGGUUCUUGUUGUACACUCCAAGCAAAGGCGGCUCAUCCCGUCUUCCUCUCACCUGCUCCCACUCAUCUUAACUCUACCCAUGCGAAACAACUAAUUAUCAAGUCUCAAACUCCAGAGGCAAGUAUUUUCUGUUUUGGUUAUUUCAUUUUUUCGACAAAUGACUUCGCAUUGCAGGAGGAAAUUGAAAGUCUCAAGACGGUUCUUGAGUUGAAAUCCGCAGAAGCGGCAGAUCUGCGUCAAAAGACGAUGCGACUGGAAGAGGAGCUGACAGCCGUAAAAGAAUUAAACAAAGAAAUCAAGGAGUUGCAAAAUCGGAACGAAAAUCUGGAGGCCCUUCUGGAGUUGCGUGCUGAGAGUCAGAAACAAUUGCAAGACCGUGUGCAAAGCAUGUUCCAUAACCUGGAGAAGGCGGUGCGGGACAAGAAGAAGCUCAAAACAGAAUGCGAAUCUCUUCGAUUCAAACUGCUUGAUGCUCACCAUAAGAUUGACCAACUGAAUGCAGCGAACGCCAGUGAAGAUGAUAGCUUUGACAUGACUGACUCCCUCUACAUGUCCAGAUCGGUGUACUCUGAUCCUCGUGUGAAUAAUCCCGUGGCAAGCGGUCGAAGUCCGCGACCAAUUUCAGGGACGCCGAAGUCUCCCGUUGACGCAGACGAUCGCCUGCCUGCAGGCUCCUUCAUCUCAUUGGACACCCGCCCUGCCAGCAGUUCCAUGCGGCUGCGUCGAGGAUUACAGCAUGAUCGUAGCAAGAGACGCACUUUGGCCACCUCUGCAGAACUAGAGCACCACACUCGACACUGA
Messenger RNA from Echinococcus granulosus, 2370 nucleotides. RefSeq lists its product as hypothetical. Bases 1 to 2370 code for a protein of 789 amino acids. Gene Ontology annotation, cellular component: nucleus; cytoplasm. The record is from RefSeq and is a predicted model, not a curated record. Lineage: Eukaryota; Metazoa; Platyhelminthes; Cestoda; Cyclophyllidea; Taeniidae. Gene Ontology annotation, molecular function: microtubule binding. The transcript is spliced from 15 exons.